Molecule: messenger RNA, 7998 nt
Organism: Lepidothrix coronata (blue-crowned manakin)
Lineage: Eukaryota; Metazoa; Chordata; Aves; Passeriformes; Pipridae
Gene: GFOD1
Product: glucose-fructose oxidoreductase domain containing 1
Exons: 2
Coding region: 5-1177 (390 amino acids)
Molecular function (GO): nucleotide binding
Source: RefSeq, a predicted model, not a curated record
CGCCAUGCUGCCCGGGGUGGGGGUGUUCGGCACCGGGCUGACGGCGCGGGUGAUCGUGCCGCUGCUGAAGGCGGAGGGCUUCGCCGUGAAGGCGCUGUGGGGCCGCACGCCCGAGGAGGCGGAGGAGCUGGCCAAGGAGAUGAGCGUCCCCUUCUACACCAGCCGCAUCGACGAGGUGCUGCUGCACCAGGACGUCGACUUGGUCUGCGUCAACCUGCCGCCGCCGCUCACCCGGCAGGUCGCCGUCAAGACCCUGGGCAUUGGAAAAAAUGUCAUCUGUGACCGAACGGCGACUCCCCUGGAUGCCUUUAGGAUGAUGACUGCGGCUCAUUACUACCCAAAGCUCAUGAGCAUCAUGGGGAACGUUUUACGCUUCCUGCCUGCUUUUGUGAAGAUGAAACAGCUGAUCCAGGAGGGUUACGUAGGGGAACUGCUGGUGUGCGAGGUGCAGGUUCACAGUGGAAGCCUGCUAGGCAAGAAGUACAACUGGAGCUGUGAUGACCUGAUGGGAGGUGGGGGCUUGCACUCGGUUGGCACCUACAUCAUCGACCUCCUGACCUUCCUCACCAGCCAGAAGGCCGUGAAAGUGCACGGGUUGCUCAAGACCUUCGUGAAGCAGACGGACCACAUCAAGGGGAUACGGCAGAUCACCAGUGAUGACUUCUGUACCUUUCAGAUGGUCCUGGAAGGAGGCGUGUGCUGCACGGUGACGCUCAACUUCAACAUCCCGGGGGAGUUCAAACAAGACAUUAUUGUGGUGGGUUCGGCAGGACGGCUGAUUGUAAUAGGCACUGACCUCUACGGACAGAGCAACAGCUCUCCUCAGCGGGAGCUCCUGCUAAAGGACUCCACGCCAGUCAGCAACUCCUUACUUCCAGAGAAAGCCUUCAGCGACAUCCCAUCGCCCUACCUCCGGGGCACCAUUAAGAUGGUCCAAGCUGUCCGGCAAGCAUUUGAGGACCAGGACGACAGGAGGACCUGGGACGGGAGGCCCCUUACGAUGGCUGCCACUUUUGAUGACUGCCUGUAUGCCCUGUGUGUGGUGGACACCAUUAAAAAGUCAAACCAGUUGGGGGAGUGGCAGAACAUUUCAAUCAUGACUGAGGAGCCAGAACUGAGCCCAGCAUACUUAAUCAGCGAAGCCAUGCGGAAGAGCAGGAUGUCUCUGUACUGCUAGCUCCUCUUGGCUCCUAGGAAAGAAUAGGAACCAGACAGCUCUCAAAGGAGAUGGUAAUUCAGCCCCUGUGAAGGGCUUGGGUGUCUUAGAAACAGCUGAAGAGAAGGAAAUACAGUGUCUGGAUCAAUUAAAUCUGUUGGCAGCUAAAUGCCAAAGUGAUAUGGUCCUUCAAAAUGCCCAAAACAGAUAGAAGACGUAAGAGCUGAUAUAACUUAACUGUUUUAAUAACAGUAUUAGCUGGGUGAUUGGAAAGAUAUAUCACGGACUCAUCUCCUGCUUGCAGGUGCUUUAGAUUAUCCAAUUGUGUUUACUGUGAAAGGUUGGGAAGAUCCUUUUAGAUUUUCCUUACCUACCAGAGGGCUGUGAAGGUACUGUCAUGUCGUUAAAUUUUCUGUAGUGUCUGACAUGAAUGGUUCCUACCAUGACAGCUGACACCACCAUGCUGUAGUACUACACCUCUAACCAACACACAGAAUAACAGGACUUGGUGUGAAAGUGUUGCGUGACAGGGAAAAUCUUGGCAGCUCACUUUUCAUACAACCUGUUAGGAGCUUCUCUAUGUUGGUUUAGCUAGUUGGUUUUUGUUUGGUUUGAUUUUUUUUAAAGCACAAUUAAGUAGGAAAAUGUGUGGCUUUUAAAACAAAGCAGUCCUCAACCACAGUGCAUAUGCCCCAGUAUUUGGGGAGGGAGGGAGGGUCUUCUAUGAGCUCCCUGUAAGCUUCAGUAUUACAUAUUUGCUGAUUGAAUGGGUUGUGGAAAACCUUUAACAGAUGACAAGUGGCACGACACAGUAGUGAUAGCGCGUUUUAUUACACAGCCAAACUCAGGCUAGUCUUACGAAGGUCUCCUGUGUCUGGGACUGACUUUUGAGUGAAUUCAUCAUGCAUUUUGGUUCUAGUUGGAAAACAAUAGAAACACAACCCAAAACCAUACAAUGUUUAGAUGAGCUGUGUUCUUUUAAACCUUUGUGAACUCACACUUGAGAGAUGCACACCAAGUAAUUUCACAUCCCUCAACCCAGAAGCUCUCGCCUCCAUCAAGUGCUGAUUGUGACUGAAAAACAAAAGGGAUGAACAAAUUUCCCGUCCAUUUCCAAGGAAAAUAAUUGACAUAGGACUCCCACUCUCCUCAUCUCCUUAAAGUGGCCAGCUACUGGUACUGUAGUAAUCAUUCCCUGUCAUCAGUGCAGGGGUGAACAAACUCUUUUGAUAUGUUUGUCCUGUUCUUCUUUUUAAUAUUUUAGUUGCAGUCUUGAAAUAAUAUAUUAUUUUGAGAAUAUCUUCUUGAAUGAAUAUAGUGAAAGGCACAUAAAUUAUUCCCACUAAACAGGGAUACUGUUUUUCUGCAUAAAGCUGCUCCACUGCUGAUGUGUUUACAGUGCUAGGUCUUCAGACAGUAAAAAAGUAGAACACAAGCAUAUGGCACUAAAUUACAUUAAACUUGAGAAAAACCUUUUCAGGGUUUGUUUUGUUAACUUUGAUGAGGGGAAAGAAGAAAGCAUUUGGAUGAACAGUAAAUGAAAAGACAAAAUAUGACUCCUCUUUCUCAAGGCCAUCCCAUUAGUGUGGCCCUUAUAGUUUAGAAGGAGAACUGUCAGAGUAAUUUAGAUUUUUUAAAACCACUUACAGUUUUGCUGUUUUUAUGAGCACUAAGGACUUCUCUAGGGUUUUUCCUACAAAUGACUCUGAUUGCUCUAUGCUCUUGCCUGUCCUAUGCCCAGUUUUAGAGCUUUGUGGUUUUGAAAAGGAGGGCAUCAAUAGUGUGGUUUAUCUUAUCUGACUUUAACCAGCAGAAAGUCAUGUGUCUUGCCCUGAUCAGCAAGGACACAGUGGUCAAUACAGAGAGAGCUCUCCAAAGGCUGACUCAGUUCAUCCUAAGAUUAAUAUAGAAGGAAGUGUCCAUUGGAAAUGCCCGUCCUCCUCCUUUGCAUAGAAUUUUGGCUUCUAAAUUUUUAGGUGACUCCCAGCGUGAAAUUAUUCAUGUGUGAUUAAUUUUUCAAGAGCGUAUGUGUGACCUUUCAUUAAAUAGUCCCCAAAGUGUAACAGUGUGACUGAUGAAGGAAUAAUGUAAUACUGCAAAACCACACCCUACGGGACAAUUGUUUCUAUCUAUGUUGUUCUGCCGGUUUCAGCAACUCUCUCUGGGCCUGACUGUUUCUGCUAAGACCUCAGGCAAGCUUUCAUUUUUCCUUCUUGAAAGCACUUCUUGACAAGUUUGGUUGUUUUUCGUAAAAAUGGAUUUCUUUGAGAAUUCCUGAGGUACUAUCUGUGCCAAGAGGAAUUUCCCAUUGUAAUUGUCAUUGUAUAGCAUGCUAUCCAGUUCCUUCCCUCAAAAGUACAAAGAGUAACAAGAAGAGAGAAUUUGACCAAGAAAUCACCUAUCUCUCUCCUUAAAAAUGGAAUUAGACCCAAGGGGAUCAAGAGAGUUUUCAUAAAGUAAAGCUAAAGCCAUUUACUGAACAUAGUGGUCUAGUUCAAGUCAUGAAUGCAAGUCUGGUGGAUAAUUAACCAUGUACAGUUAAACAUCAUUCAAAAGUGGAACGAAACAUGGACCAAAACAUUUGUGAAUCUUGCUUCUCAGUGGUUUAGCGAUUGUUCUGGAAUUGCUGUUCAUGUCUUUGCACUUCAUUUUGGUUUACAAAUGUUGACCAUUUUUCCUAUCUAUGUUUUCUUCUUUUCUCUGUCUUUCUGAGUUUUGUGAUGCCAGUUGGAAGCAGCACCUGCAAUGAACAGUCCUCAGGUGAGACAUAGUGUAUAGGGAUAUAACUACUGAGCUCAAAACUUUCUGUCCUGGAUCCAAAGGUUUAGGUGACAGGCAUCAUCCAUCCUCUGUGCAGACUUAGUGAUGCAGCUAGUGCUGCUUAGCAGAAAGAAAAUCUUAAUGCUUUGGGUACACAGCCAUCUGAUGCUGGUUUUAGUACUGGCUUGCAAGUGGGUUGAACCCUAUACAACUCACUGUGUGACUGCAGUGCUGGCCCCAGAGAGACAGCCAGAAUGAGCAGGGACAGGGUGGGACCUCUUCUUCUGAUGGCAACAGAGAUCUUAUGCUAGAUUUAGGUGAAGUUGUUACCUAACUGAAAUGGCGGCAGUAGCUGCAUAUAUUCAGGAUUUUACAGCAGUUAUUCCAUUCUCUAGGAAGUGAAGGGGCUGUAGUGUCAAGUAUAAACAUACUAAACUUCCACCUGGCUUAGAGGAGGAAAGAAUUGGUUUAUUUAUUGAAUGUGUAUUGUUAUUCUGAUAAAUCAUUCUUUUAAAGUCUGGGAUCUUUCUUGGCAGCAUCCAGCCCUCUGUUCUUUUGUUACAGUUGAAAGCACAUUGAAUUUGACCUAAGUAGCCUCUGGAGUUCGUGCUGGAUUUAAGAAUUUGGGCAGGAGAUACAGAGAUGUACUGGAUUGAACUCAAAAGCGGUACCACCCCAGAAAACAUGUAUUUGGAAUUGCACUUCUAAAGCUGUUCUUUAAUGCUGUGCCACAAGUUUUGAGACGAAUGCUGCUAAACUGGUGCAGGCUGAAGAGCCAAACUGUGGCUACUGCUGGAAUUCACAGUAGCCCCCAAACGAACUUUUUUAUACACUAGGUAUGUUCACUCCUCUUUACCAGGGCUGCUGUUGGAGAGGCUCUUUCCUUUGCCUUUAACCUGUGCACAUAGGAUCCUGAACAUUAUGGUCUAUUGCCAAAGACAAAAAGAGUCAAAGGGUGAGCCCAGGUGAAAUGCUUUGUGGCUCUGCAGGGCUCUGUUCCAGUGCUGUGACAGUCAGUUGAGAGAUGGUGUCUUAUUUCCCAUGGGAAUUGCAUUGGUGUUCACAUCAGGGGUAGAGCAGCCCUACUCUGUGUGACAGCAGGGCACAACUUAAAUGUGCCCAAACAACCUUAAAUGUGCCCAAAGGGAGAGUGGUGACUGCAGCAGGGAGCAACAGGAAGGUGUGUCUGCAGGCUGGUACCUCUAUGCUAACAGGGAGAAUAUACUGGUCACAUGGAGGGUGAGGGCUGUACCUCCUGAGGGUGACAGCAGCAGCCUUGCUCCACCUCUGUGUUUGGGAGCCCAAGAAGGGACCCUGCCCUUGGGGAAGCAGCAUCCGUCUCAUACUCCUCCUAGAUACACGCACAUCAUCAGUGCUGAUCUCAGUGAAGCCCUACAUGGAAGCAUAAGAACUCUUCGGGAGCUUGGGAUUUCCUAUACCUAGUAUCGUGCAUGUGUUAAAUUAGUAGUACUUUAGCUGUGUAGUUAGAAAAUACCAAGUAGAGAUGAUACUUACCCAUGCCAGCCAGUGUGGCAGAGAAUCGGGGCAUGCGUAGAUGAGUUUAGGCUCAGGAUGGGCUGCUGUGGAGUUCACCCUUUGCUUUGGCUGAAAGCAUGAGAAAUUCCUGCCCAGCCAGCAUCGGGCAAUCAGAGGCACUACCCACUUUGUACUUAGUGUUCCCUCCUUUGCAAUAGUUUUCAAAAAAAGUGACUGUACAAGUGAACAGCUGUCCUGGAAGUUCAGCCAUUCAAAAAAGGAGGCUUUUCUGCUGUGUGUGGUCACAGCACAAGGACAAUUCAAUUUCUCUGUUGCCUUGUUUGUUUCCGUGUCCAUACAAAUGUGGAAAAGACCCAGACAAUUUAAAAUGACUCAUUGAGCUACCAAGAAAAAAAGAAAAGGCAUAUUUGAUUUAAUGGGUAAAGGUAAACAUAGUGACUUGAUUUUGCCUUUGCAGAGAUUUAGAAAUUAGUGAUGACAGAAUUUCUUGUUGCUGGGAAUUUUUAUAUUUGACUUUUAUCUAAGGCCUUCAAUAUAAAAUAUCACACAUUAUGAAGUUCUGUAUUUACAAGGGUUUAAAAGUACGCAGCAGAGUUUUGGCUUUGUGCAGAUACUCAGCACUGGUGUGGUGUUCCAGUGGCCCAGUGAUGUACUGUUAAGUAUGUAUGAAACUUAACACUGGACUUUUGACCUCUGCAGUGCUCUUUGGGUAUCUAGAGCUAGUUGUGAAAUGGCAGGAUUAUUCAGGACAGCAGUUUGUUUUUGUUGUUGUUGAAGUUGUUACUUGUGGGGAGCAAAGUUUGUAAAUUUUAGAGAUGAAGUAUGACUGAAUAAUAUUUGGCAGUCUUAUCUGCUUUAAAAUUUCCUCUCUCUUGAGCUACUGGGUGAAGUCUGUCCAAUAAAAAUAAUUUCCCUUAACUGCCCACUUCCAUUUGCUCAUGAAAAGAAGAAAUUUUAAGUAAAUGGGACUACACAUAAUGCUGCAUUCAUGAACCGAUGUCAAAACCUCAUGACUUAAUGAGUGUAUGAAGCCAGAGACCAGACAAGUAAUGACUUUCUCGAAGCUGCCAGAUUGAGGCCUUGGGGUUGGGAAAUGAAGGGUAUCAACAUAGGUCAAACUGAAAUAGCUUUUAUUCAGCAUUUUGAGUUAAAUGAAUAAACAGAAUGCCUAUGGUCAAUCCAAAAUUGAGGGUGACACAAAACAUGUUUGUAUGAGGUUAUUUAAAUUUUUUUUUGGGGGAUUAAGUUCUAUUUUUAAAGAAUGAUGUUUUGAAAUUAAAGGUUUUAAAAAUCUAUCUUUUAUUAUGUUUUGGCAUGUGUGAAAUUAACUGUUUGGGAUUGAGUUUGGGGUUUGGCUUUGGGGUUUUUUUUUUUGGUUUGUUUGCUUGGUUUUUUGAUUGAUUUUUGUUGGGCUUUUAUUUAAGUUCAUACCUUAAAAAAUUCCAUCUAUUUGGUUUAAGAACAUUCAGUGAAUUCAGCUGCCCUUGGCAGGUUCAGCUCUGAACCUGUAGCUUCACAGUGUCUUACAGUGACCCCAUUUCUAACAUCUGAAUUUGGCCAUCUGGGUUUCAUUUGUGUCUUCUUGUGGCAGUGGGAAAACUGGUUCAUUACAUGGAGCUGGCUACAGAUAAUCAAGAUACUUUUUGCAGCAGUGCCAGACAUCGUCUUUAAAAGCACUUAACUCUAUUGACUUGUUUACCAUGGUUAUUUAUGACUUUCCAGCUAUGUGCUGUCCAUUAUUUCCUUUCCUUUUUAUACUAGCCUUCAGACUCACUUCUCUCCCCUCUGUUUCUCAUUCCAUUGCAAACCUGGAGGCGAGUCUCCCUUGUUUCCCACUGAGCUCACGCUCAGUCUGUGUUACACGUGGCGUACAGGGUGGCUAACCUACAACUUGAAGUAGCUUUUAACACAGGUCCAGUACAGGAUAUGUGAACACCACAACUGAAUGCCUAGCCAGGGCAGGAAUCCAAACUCCCUGCUACGCUGUCCUUCACAAGCAACACGCACUGUUCCUCUCCCACUGGUUUGCUUUUAUUUGAUUUUGAAGAUGAGAGUAUGUUCAGUUUGUUGCUGUGUCGAUAUUAAGUAUAUAUUUAUUGUUUUUUUCAGACAUACAUACAUAUAUAUAAAUGCUAUAUAUAUAUAAUGUCAACGCAUGGACAUAUGUACAGUAGAUAUUUUAAAGAGCUAUUUAUCAAGAAAAGUAAGUGUUAUAAGUAAACAGAGUUUAUAUUUUAUAUAUUAUGUAGAUAGCAAAAAAAAAAAAAAGUGGUUAAAUUAUAGUAGGACUUUUGGGGAUGGGGUUGGAGAAAUGGGCAAGGACUGGUUCUAGCAUUUUAAAUAGCCAAACUACUUUGUACGGAAGCUGCCUGCUGUGCCUCUCGGCUGCAAUAUCUGUUUGUUUCUUCUUUUGGAAGAUGAUGUGCAUUGUUACUUUUACAUUGCUUGGGGAAUGUAGUUAGUUUAUUCUCAGCCAACUGGUAUGUGCUGCUUAAAACAUGGUUUCCUGCUGUUCUGCGUAUUUGCAUUGAUGGAAUAAAGGAUCUUAACUGGCAAAUAAAGACGUAAAAGGAUGUGAUCUCAGC